Purpureocillium lilacinum is the source of this 1425-nucleotide messenger RNA. The record is from RefSeq and is a predicted model, not a curated record. NCBI's taxonomy places the organism in Eukaryota, Fungi, Ascomycota, Sordariomycetes, Hypocreales, Ophiocordycipitaceae.
AUGAGUACGGUCAACGCGCCCACCACGCCGGCGGGCACCCACGUCGCACUAGCCAAGCGUGACUGGUACCACACGACCAUGUUUAAUGUCACAGUUGUUGCCGUCUGUGCCUUCAUCGCCCCAGGGCUAUGGGCUGCCAUGAACGGCCUGGGCGGUGCUGGUGCCGCGGACCCGCACUAUGUCAAUGCCGCCAACUCGGUCAUUUUCUGCCUGCAGCUUCUGAUCUGCAUCUUCGGCAGUACCCUCAUUGCAAAGAUGGGGCUCCGGUGGGCAUUUGCGUUGGGCAUGGCUGGCUUCCCGGUGUACGCGGCGAGUAUUUACUGCAAUGUUAAGUACGGCAACACCUGGUUCAUGAUGGUGGCUUGUGCCAUUGACGGUGUUACCUCCGGAAUCUUCUGGCUCACAGAGGGCGCCAUUGUCUUGGCUUAUCCGGAGAAGCAUCGCCGAGGAAAAUAUUUGGCCUACUGGCUGGCGAGUCGAAUCGUCGGCCAGAUGAUCGGUGGUUUCGUCACUCUCGGACUCAACGCUCACCGGAAGGAGGUGGGCGCCAUCAGCGUCAACACAUAUCUCGUCUUCAUCUCAAUUCAGACACUUGGUCCGUUCAUCGCGAGCCUUCUUUCCCCGCCGCAUAAGGUUCAGAGGUCCAAUGGAGUCCCUGUCGUCAUCAACUUGCCGCAGAACAUCAAGGAGGAACUCGCCAUCAUGUGGAGGCUGAUGUGCCGCAAAGAAAUUCUCCUCUUGCUCCCCAUGGUUUUCCAGAGCGUCUACUCCGAGGCAUUCUUUUCGACGUACAAUGCCACAUACUUCACCGUGCGUUCGCGCGCCUUGGCUUCCCUGGUUGCCAGCAGCUGCGUCGUCGUCUGCAACUUCUUGUUGGGCUUCUUCCUGGAUUGGCGCAAACCCACUCUGAACGCCCGUGCGGUUGGCGCCUUCGUCUUCAUUUAUGUUUUCGAAACAGCCCUCUACAUUUACGCCAUGGUCAUGACAAAGAAUUUUGACUGGACCGACGAAGGCUUUGGGCAAGGCGUCUGCCUCUACAUUUUCAUGCUUGUGGGCUUCAAUCUCAUGUACGACUACUUGUAUUGGCUGAUGGGCACACUAAACCGCGACGGGGCGGACAUCAUCCGUCUUAGUGCUGUCAUUCGAGGAGUCGAAAGUGCAGGCCAAGCAAUCUCAUACGGCGUCAAUUCGAUCGCACAGGAUACCUUCCCUCUCUCUGGUGCUGCCGCCGUCAGCAUGUCCUUCUUCCUCGCCUGCAUCAUUCCUUCCGCGUUCGUCGUAUUCAAGAUUGGCAUCGUGGACGGCGUCAAGGUUCAUGAGAUUAUUCAGGACGAGGAGAUGCCCGUGGCCGAGACGUGUCCAAUGGCAGAGAAGCCAGACGCAAGCCAGGAUCGUUCGGAUCCCGAUACCAAGGUGGUUGAGUAG